CGACUUUUUUUCAGCUUUUGAUAUCUUCGUGUACAUACAAUUGGAUAACACCUCCUUCCCUUAGAAUUUGUCAUGGCUCCGACGAUAAUGACGGGGUAUUAACAGAGCGUAUCUGCUACAGGUGCAAAUACUGCACGCGUGCGGUUUCAUGUCUAAAAAAUAAUUGCUUGUACCCAAAGCAGUUCACAUAAGACACUCGCAUUGCACAAAACGACAUAGGAUAUAUUAACUGAUUAAGGCUAUUACAUCGUUUUCUUAUUUGAUUUGAUAUUCAUAUGUAUUUAAAAAAAUAUAUUUCCUGUGACUCAAUAGGGAAAAAGGUCAAAGUCUUGUAUAUGCUGUUAGCUUCCAUUACUUGUACACAGCUUAUCAAUGCUAAACGCUUAUCGACCACCGAGCCUGAUCUUUUAGGGGGGGGGUGAAAUUUCCGAAUUAUCUAGAGUGGCUACAUUUUAACCAGUCAAUGAGCGUGUGAGUGUCUGUGGAAGUCGGAGGGGGUGGGGUGGCAGUUUGAAAAGUUAACCUGUUGCUUCUGAGGGUGCCAUCCCUUUCUGCUGGAUGUGGCGCUGGGAGAGAAAAACGCCAUCUGCCUCGCCUCGCCCGUGGGAUGGGUUUCUCGUCUUCUUUAACAACUUGAUUGAGGGACCGGGGGUAGAGGUUCUCCAAUAAAUACAUGAGCACAGACCCAUGAGUGAGUGGGCGUAGCCCUCCAUCGCCUCAGCAGUCCCUCUGUCCUGUGGAGCGCACUUUCUUUUGCCCGUAAAGCCUGCGGAUCUCUUAACCGCUGCGUUUCUUGAACUACCGCACCGACUGAACUGUAGAGAGCGCUUCCAGUUCGCUGUGGGACAGUAUUGCUAUGGAUGCCUUCAGAGCCGCGGUGUUUUCCCUGCUCCUUAUUUGUCUUUGGGAUGUACCUGCUUUACAGUCAGCUGCUCUUUUCUCUUCUCCUGUCCCGAGGAACAACAAGGGAACCAAGAUUCUGAAUGACGGGAGGAAGGCACCCAAGUCUCUCAAAGAAAUAUUAUCUUCGUCCACUCUCCGGAGCCAUCACGCCGAUGCGCUCAAAGACGCCAUCGUACCGCACGACUAUAUGCUAUCUAUUUAUAGGACUUACUCUGCAGCGGAAAAGCUCGGGCUAAACGCGAGUUUUUUUCGGUCGUCAAAGACUGCUAACACCAUAACAAGUUUUGUGGACAGAGGACAAGACGAUCUCUCGCACUCUCCUCUGCGAAGACAAAAGUAUCUGUUUGAUGUCUCAACUCUCUCAGACAAAGAGGAGCUGGUGGGAGCUGAAUUAAGGAUAUUUAGAAAAGUGCCCGGGGAUUUCCAAAUGUCUGAGACAGGUCUAUAUGGCAUUCAAUUACUUUCCUGUCGAUCAGGGCGGCUACUGGAUUCAAGAUCUCUUGAUCUCCAGGAUUCUCAGAGGCCGGGAUGGGAGGUUUUGGAUGUGUGGGAAUUAUUUAAAAAUCACCGACCUCCAGCACACCAGAACCAGGUUUGUUUCGAACUCAAGGCUACUUUUGGCACAUCAGAACGGGAAAUGGACUUGAGACACUUCGGAUUCGAAAGGCACCAUCGUCGCCAGCAAGAGAAAGCGAUCCUGGUGGUUUUCACACGGUCGAGGAAGAAGGAGAACCUCUUCAACGAAAUGAAGGAAAAAAUCAAGUCUUCUCGGAAGGCGGGGGACCCAAGUGGUUUCCGAUUAAAAGCGAGGCGGAGGAGGAGAACCGCUUUUAACAACCGUCACGGGAAAAGGCACGGCAAAAAGUCCAAGUCGAGGUGCAGCAAAAAACCGUUACAUGUGAAUUUCAAAGAGCUGGGGUGGGAUGACUGGAUCAUCGCUCCGUUGGACUACGAAGCUUAUCACUGCGAGGGCGUGUGCGACUUUCCCCUGAGAUCGCACCUGGAGCCGACUAACCACGCCAUCAUUCAAACUCUGAUGAAUUCAAUGGACCCGAAUUCCACACCUCCCAGCUGCUGCGUUCCCACAAAGUUGAGUCCCAUCAGUAUCCUUUACAUCGAUUCGGGCAAUAACGUUGUAUACAAGCAGUACGAAGACAUGGUAGUGGAAUCAUGCGGGUGCAGGUAGCGUUUCUGGUCUGCUUUUCACCCCCCCGGUUUGGUGGUGGGGGGUGUACUGCUGAAACUGCUCAACCACCACGAAAGAGCAAGUCUGGGCUUGGGCGUGUUUGGGCGAGAAGAAGCCCCCAAAUUGUCCUGGAGCAGACGCUUCACCUGAGCUUUGCCACAGAGUGAGUGCCUCACGAAUGUCCAAAAGGGAGAGUUGAAAGGAACACAUUUUAUUUCAUUUUUGAAACAAGUUUUUGUAGUCAGUUUAGAACAGGUUUAGCUGUCAACCAGUAGGUGUUGAACUACUUCAAUGUAGGAAGGCUGUAUAUCUUUUAGACGGGCAGUAGCGCCACUGAUUCCACUGCGAUUAAAAAUCUUUUUAUUUGAAUCCCACCCAAAGGCGAUUUUUUUUAAAUACCAUUUCUAAAGACACACGGAUACAAAACAACUGAGGGUCCUGAGCGUUUCCAACAGUCAGACAGGACUAACGUGUACUCGACAAUGAAGUCGGUCUGGUGACGCAGUUUCGCGCAGCCGAACGAGCAGUUAAGAAAAACCGCACCGUCAGAAACCAGGUCGUGGCAGUCACGUCCGGACAGAGGAGGAUUGUAUCGCUUCAUGCUCUUGUUAGUUUUCAGGAGUGUACACAGGGCUGCAGUGACAAGCACCUGUUCAAACUGAGACCAUUUAAGAUGAAGGGAAAAGCAAUAGUCGCAGCUCCUUUCAUGGGCUGGCAUGCGGAGAGAAAUGGAAUCGGCGUGGACCGAGGGCACAGCCCAAUAAAGUUUCUUCUAUUCCACCACUUCCCAAGAAUUAUCAACCGAUCUUUACUGCCUCUUUAAAGGUGAAGGUAAUUUACCAAACACAAAAGGAGAUCCAAUGAAAGGAGAAAGCGGGGGGGGGACUAUUUCCCCCAAGGUUUUCUCUGAAGGCACACGUCUCUCGCUCGGUCUAGGUAGCACUCCUAAGAGAUAACAGCUACACAAAGCCCGUGGUAAAGGCACGACUGUAGCUAAAAUGAGGGGUGGAUGUUUUUUUUUAAUUAAACAGAGAAUGAUUGAAACUUUGGUGCAUUGCUGUAUAUAUGACUGGGCAUUUCAGAUUUGUUUAUUUAGCCCAUUCAAGCCGAGGCCUGGAGAAAUACGCAAGCAAUUUGGGCGCUCAUAAUUGUUCUGUGUAAAUAUACUUUUAAAGAACGUUAAGGCCUUUGCUGGAACUGACAUUUGUACAAUGCAUCAUCUUAAAAGUGCACUUCUACAGCAACCUUCCGUGUCCACAAAAGCAGAAAUGCCCUUUCGUAACACAUCCUCUGUAACCUGAUCAAAAUAAACACCUAAUUUAAAAAGACUCGCAAGCGAGAUUAUAUUUAAAUGCACAUUAGCUUUUAAUGCACUGUUGUUCAUAACUUGAUCUGUAAAUAUUUGUAUAUUUAAACUCUGCAAGUGCAAAAACUGAGAAAUGAGCAACUACUUCUUGUAAAUGUAUAUAUCUUUAUAUGCACUCAAAAUGUAAUAAUUUCUAUUAUAUUAUUUUGUAUUUGUGUUGUACAGGGUUUGAUGUUAAUCAUAUAUUUCAUACAUUAAUAAGAUUAUUUUUAAAUUGUUUAAAUUGUUACAUGUAUUCAAUAUUCUGUACUGAGGGUGGAGAAAAUAAAUUAUCAAUGCCUACCUCAUAGUAAACUAGUUUCUAGAGAGAUCUGAGGUACAUCCACUUAGAGUGUCAGUUUUAUUUUCCUUUCACAAUAAAUAUUUUUAGUGGAUAAUAUUCCACACUAUUGCUAAGUAUUAAUAAAAUGUAAAAUACUCUUGUUCUGUACUCAAAUAAUUGUUUGACUACUAAGCAUGACAAGGAAUGUUUGCCUAUACCUAGGAAGAAAUUAGUUGCUUAAUGUGAGAGAAAAGAAAAAGAUUUUAAAUGCAGAAAUUUUCUCACUGAGGUUUAACAAACAUUUACAAUUUUAAAAUGCUGUGGCUGAUGAUUUGCUUGGAACCUCAAACCCAGGCACACAGGCUCAUAACAGUUUAUGCAUUUUACUGCACAUAUUAUACAAUCAAUCUCACGGUCAAAAGAAACUCCUGGUUUCAGUUUUCCUUUCGACACACUGUGUGAAAACUACCCUUCUAGUUCAUUUACUUCAGUUGUUCAUGUGGAAGAUAAGUGGCAUUGUUCAACACCAUUUUAAUUUUAACAGUCAAAAUGGGAUUAUCCUUGUUAAACACUCAACAACAAGGGGUUAUUUAUUGCUCUGUUGUGUAACACAUCAUUUUGUAACACAGAACUCUCAAAGAUUUCAGACACUUACUGCACUUUCACCCAAACCUGCACCAAGGAGAACAUAUACAGUAAAAAAUGAGAUCAGUUCAGGAUUUUUGGAGAUCUAAGCAAUUUUCAAUCUGCCAUAUUGCAACAAAGCAGAAAAGCGAAAGUAGAAGAAUUUUUUUCUGUGCAGUCCAUUUACUUAUUUUUAAUUCACCCUUUGUUCUGGGCAAUUCUAGUGACAAUUUUCUUUACUUAACCCAAUUUUACGGUGGUGUUAAAACAUAAAAUAACAUUCAAGGAAAUGAACAUGAAAUUACAUAUCACUCGGACUAAAGUACUCAAGAUGUUGUUUCUUAUUCCAGCUGUUUCUGCAUUUCUAGAAUUGGGUGUCGUGCUAAAUCUGGGAUGUUUG
Messenger RNA from Lepisosteus oculatus (spotted gar), 4741 nucleotides. It is a transcript of the gene gdf6a, whose product is annotated as growth differentiation factor 6a. NCBI's taxonomy places the organism in Eukaryota, Metazoa, Chordata, Actinopteri, Semionotiformes, Lepisosteidae. Gene Ontology annotation, biological process: BMP signaling pathway. Gene Ontology annotation, molecular function: cytokine activity; growth factor activity. The record is from RefSeq and is a predicted model, not a curated record. Gene Ontology annotation, cellular component: extracellular region.